AAGCACGAGAGUGGCAAACCCAGAGAAAAAAAUGGAGUCUCGAUCAGAUUGGUCUCCGAGGGAGACGGUGAUCGUCGUAAUGGAUGCGAACAAGAACAAGGUGGGCAUGGAUGCUCUAGACUGGGCGCUUAAGCACGUCGUCCACCCCAGAGACACCGUGGUGGUGCUCGGAGUGCUCUAUGAAAUUGAGAAGAAGAGCACUUCCUGCUUUCCUCUCAACAUGGGGAUUAGCAUUAAUGCAAUAUACGUCGCCACCUUGACACCGUCUAGAGCUUCAAGGCCUGAAAGUCCUGUGGGAAAUCGACCUGAAAAUCGUCAAAGUGAAGAGCCAGAUGCUCCACAGGAAGGGAAUUCAUCGUUACUAUCGCCACCUCCACAAAGCCCUCGUCGGUAUCCAUUGCAAUGGAGAAACGGUUUUCCUCGAGAGUUUUCUCUUGCUGAAUUUGAAGAGAUUACGAAUGGUUUUGCUGAUGAGAAUUUUGUAGGAGAACAAGAAAACUUCAAAGUUUGUGAAGGGAUAUUCAUGGAAACACCUGUUUUAGUCAAAUCUUUCUUGGAAAAUGAUGAAAGAUUCUGGUCAUUGCUUAAGAUCCUUCUGCGAGUACGCCAUAGGAAUAUCAUGAACCUUGUUGGGUACUGCUUCACAGGCACAAGCAGAUUCUUAAUAUUUGAUUAUCCAUAUCUAGGCACUCUUGAAUUAAUCUUACAAAAUGAUAACAUGGCCAGCAACUUGCCGUGGAAAGCAAGGUGGUAUACUGCUCUGGAAGUAGGUGGAAGCUUGAGGUGUCUUCAUGAGGAGUGCCCUGAUGGCCCAAUUGCUCAUCUCUCUGUCAGUUCCUCCAAUAUUGUUUUCUCCCAUGGCUGCUCUGCCAUGCUAUCCCAUUUUCAGACGGCUAUGCGGCUCAAUGAUGAGACUUCCUGUAAUGGACAUUCAACAAUAGGAUAUCCAGAUACAGAGGAGGAUGAGUCCCUUUCUGUUGAUGUACAUGAUUAUGGAAUGUUCCUUGUGGAACUUAUAAACGGAAAAGGCUCUUGCUGUUUUCCAUAUGAAAGAAAUUGUCAAACCCUGAUACAGUGGGCACUGCCACUUCUGAAAAAUGGUUCACUCACUGAAGUAAUGUAUCCGAGACUGUCAGAUCCUAGCGAUACUCAAGCAGUUCAUCAUAUGGCUCAAGCUGCUUUGCUCUGUCUAAAUGAUGAUUCAAGUCACAGAUUUACCAUGAGUGAGGUCUUAGCAGUGGUUCGAGGCGAUCAGCUUCCAAUGUCCAGUUAUUGAGUUCUUACAGUGUCUCUGAAUCCUUACUGUUAAUUUUAAAAAAAUAAAAAGAUGUUUAUUCA
This is a messenger RNA of Rubroshorea leprosula, 1338 nucleotides long. Lineage: Eukaryota; Viridiplantae; Streptophyta; Magnoliopsida; Malvales; Dipterocarpaceae. The record is from the annotation of a GenBank genome assembly.